Prorocentrum cordatum is the source of this 1080-nucleotide messenger RNA. NCBI's taxonomy places the organism in Eukaryota, Dinophyceae, Prorocentrales, Prorocentraceae. The record is from the annotation of a GenBank genome assembly.
AUGGUGCUUCCCAUGCUGAGGCUGCCCAUCGUCAGGCGCUCCGGCGAGUCGCCAACUCCGUCGGACUGCGGAGCAGAUGGCCCAGUCCUUUGCUGCAGCUCCUCGGACAUGCCGCCGUCCGACCGGGGCGGCGGGUGCAGCAUCGCGGUGAGGAACACCUUCGUGGACGUGUCCCCCCCGCUGGGCGACGAGCAGUCCGAGUGGGAGCUCCGGGGGGCCCAGACGUGCAGGGCGAGGCUGCUGGAAGCGGGGCGGCCGCCGCCGCUCGCGCUGGCGGAGGGCCCCGACGCUGCCGGCAGCGACGCCGCGGGCACGGGCGCGCACAGCGCGGGGGGCUCCCCGUGGGCGGGCCCGUUCGGCGACUCGCCCGUGGCGCUCGCCCGCUUCGGCGGGGCCCCGCCCGCCGAGGAGCUCGUGGAGGUGGUGCUGCGGGUCCCCCUGUGGGUGCGGGCCGGGCACGCCCUGGCCAGCGAGGCGCCAGGCGGCCUCGUGGCCGACGUGGCGCACGAGGGCGGCCAGAUCGUGCUGCGGCUGCGCAUCGGCGCGGGGCGGCCCGGCGACGUCUCGCUGGCGUCCCCGCCCGCCGUGGCGGUGGCCGGCGCCGAGGCUUGCAGCCCCAGCGCCUCGGAGGGCAGCAGCGCGCCCGCGCCGCCGAGGCGCCCGAGCGGCGGAGGCGCCCCGGCGGCGCGGGGGGCGGGCGAGCGGAGCCUGAUGGUCUGCCGCCACUGGAAGAACAAGGGCUGGUGCAGGCUCCAGGACGACACCUGCAUGUUCCAGCACCCCAGCCACAAGAGGGGCGUGGGCCGCGCGGCGGCGGGGGCGACGCCGGCGCCGGCCAGGCAGCAGCAGGUGGUGCCGAGCCCUGCGACACAGCCCGGCGCUGAGAGGGCUGGGCUUGGCUUCCCGACACAGUUGGACCCGCGUUCCCGCUCUCGCUGCCGCCCGCCUUCUCGCCGAGGCUUCCAGCGCCACUCUCGCAGAUGUUCUUCUUGCCCCCGUGGGCCGAAGCGGUUGCGACUGAGGCGGCGGCUACGGUGGACAGAUCGUGCCUGGGGGCUGGUGGAGUUGCCGCGGCGGUGA